Messenger RNA from Larimichthys crocea (large yellow croaker), 2654 nucleotides. RefSeq names its product calcium-activated potassium channel subunit beta-2-like. Lineage: Eukaryota; Metazoa; Chordata; Actinopteri; Sciaenidae. Gene Ontology annotation, molecular function: calcium-activated potassium channel activity; potassium channel regulator activity. The record is from RefSeq and is a predicted model, not a curated record. Gene Ontology annotation, cellular component: membrane; voltage-gated potassium channel complex. The transcript is spliced from 5 exons. Gene Ontology annotation, biological process: detection of calcium ion; potassium ion transport. The coding region runs from base 835 to 1545 and encodes 236 amino acids.
GAUGUGCAUGUGGAAUGUUUCAAAGAAAACAUAAAACCAAGAUAAGUUUUUUUAGUUUCUUUCAGAUUUCUUUUGUUGCACUGGGAUUUUCUCAGCAACAUUUCCCAUAAGCAGCUGGAAAUGUAAUACUAUGAGGAAAUUACUCAUCUAAAAGGAACUUGUUGGCAGGGUUUUCUAACUAUUCUGCUCCUAGCACUCUGGCAAGGUUGUUAAUCCCCACAGAAUGAAAACAGCCUGCUUAUUGUGCUUACAUGUUAGAGGACAGGAUAGUAGCUACAGAAUGUCCAUUGUUUUCUGAUUAUUCAUCUGAAGGAGAGUAAAUAAACAAUAUGAUUUGACUGCUGAUUCCCUCUUGAUUGAUUUGUAUUUCUAAUUGAAUUUCGACUCAGGACUUUGGGGAGAGUGACAUCACUGCUUUAUGUGGCCACACAUAACUAAUAGCGUGGCCCUGUAAAUACAUUUGUUCUAAAUUAUGUCUUGUAAUGAAUGCCUGGCAAUCUCAAGAGUGGGUUUGCAUCGACUCUCACCUUAUCGCUAACCCUCGGGCGACCCAGAACAAAUAACUCAUAAUGCCUCAAUCAUUUGCAUCUGAAUCAAGGCUAAUAUUAUUUAUGGAACCAAAGCAGCACAUGUGGCAUUGAACGCUGUGUUUUCCGCAAAUGGUAGGACUGGGAGAGAGCGAGACGAGGCACAAUGCAAGGUGUUGUUGUUGUGCCAAGAGAGGACCCAAUGACUUUGUGUUGACAGCAGAAGAGUUCAGGAUACAGCAGGUCUUUUCAGCAGUCUUUCCGUUCUACAUCAGCAAGCAGAGGAGGACGUGGAUCAUCAGGGAAGAUGUUCUUUGUGGCAGGGGCCAAAAAUACAGGAGGAUCGGGUGGAGGAAAUGAAAGGAGGUCAAUCUACCAAAAAUUCCGUGAAGUAGAUUUAUUGGACAAGAAGAAGACAGUGACAGCUCUAAAGCCCGGUGAAGAUCGGGCCAUUCUUUUGGGACUUGGAAUGAUCCUCUCUUCAGUCAUGAUGUAUUUUGUCCUGGGGAUCACUAUAUUACGCUCCUAUGCAGACAGUGUGUGGACAGAAGAGGGUGUGUGCAUUGUACUGAACUCCACGGUCACAGCAGACAUGAACUGUUCCUACAACUGUGGGUCAGACUGCUGGAGAGUCUCCAAAUACCCCUGUCUGCAGGUCUACGUGAGCGUCAAUAACACAGGCCGUGUCAGCCGUUUAUCUCACAAUGAAGAGACCCAGGACACCAGCUCUGAAUGUUUCUAUGUGCCCAGGUGCCAGAAGGACAGCAUGGCCAUGCAUGUGAUGAUUAUGAACAUCUCCGAGCGUCUGAAGGUGAACCAGCAGGUCCCCUGUUACUACGACCCCAGUGAGCGGCACGAAACCGUUAUCCUGACCCGGCUGUACGACCACAGCGUCGUCGUCCACUCAUUGCUGUGGCCCUCGUGUAUGCUCACAGGAGGGGCUCUCAUCAUCGUGAUGGUGAAGCUCACGCAGUACCUCUCCAGGCUGUGUGAAGAGAUAGGGAAGAUUAAGAGGUGAAAUAUGCUGCAGCAGCUGUGAAAGCCAAGCAUAUGGCAAUUUGGUGAUGGACAUAUGACAUAAAAGGGGUUUGAUUUAACCAAAGCGACCUCGCUGUGACCUCUUGCAAACGUUCCUCUCUGACUGAGACGUGUGGAACAGCUGACUUUAACUCUGACUCAAGGAUGUGAAUGUUUAUAAAAGCAAACAGAAUGUUCCGAGGCGGAAACGGUCAGACAGGCUGUUAAUUCUGGGAAAACUAUGACUGGAUUUUGCAUGGUGUUAAAGCAUUGUAAAAUGUUUUAUGGCUACUUGUUUGCAAGAGUUUGUUACACUUGUAAUCUUAAAUAUUCCAUAUUAUGAGCGUGUUCUUGCUAUGUCACAUAUGAUAUAAAUGACAAUACCACCCUGUGUUUAAAUCUACAAAUGGGAACUUCCUAAAACUUUCCUACGUUUUGCUGAUCAUAUGUCAUCGUUGUUAUUUGAUAUCCACUAUCUCAGCGACCAAAGAAUAUGUGCAGGUCUCUCAUGACAAAAUGUCUUUAUGAGCGAACAUACUGCAACACAUACAUAACUUGAUGUGGUUUUCACAAUGUUGGAAAAGCUAUUCAGGAGAAUUUAUCUCACCAAACUUUGCACAAAAAUCUAAUUUAUCGAGAUGAUCUAACACAAUGUAUGCUUACAGAUUAUAUAGGAACAUCUUGCUUGGGUUUAAUGCACAGAAAAAAUGUAAUUUGAUUAUGGAUUCCAGGGUCAGGAGUCAUACACUGUGUGACUGUACAGGUUAAACAACGAUAAUCUCUCCAGGGUAUAGAAAGCACACAUCUCUGCCAAGGCUGGACAAGAAAUGAGUUUGCUUAAUUUGAUGAUGGAAGCAGUUCAUAAAGCAUCAAAACACACACACAUAUAAUGCUGAUUAGUCGACGGUGGUUAUAAUUUCUUGGAGAAUAUUGCUUGAAUACCUGACUUUGUAGGAUGGAUGUGCAAAGGUUCAGACUAUAACCACUGGGCAUUAACAUUUAUGAUGUUGCUGAUGCCCAAUGGCCUGUAACCUUUCACAGAGUUCCGUUGAAAUGUCACAUAAAGAUAUUUUAAAUAAAAAAACAAUGCCCUGACAGCAAUAAAACACA